CAUAUGCUUCUUGUGUCUCCUCCGAAUCCUCUGUUCACUUCUUGUUGAUUUUUACUUCCACUCCACUAGCUUCUUCUUCUUCUUCCGUCCCCGCCCUGUUCUUCAACAACUUUUCUCGCGUCUCAUGUCUCGCAUUCCGACAAUUUUUACCCUUCAAAAUCCCUUCUUUAUACAAACUCAGCCCUUAGAUGCUUUGAAUUUGGGUAGCUGGGUUUGAGUUUUUCUGCAAGUGAGCUCUCGGAUUCAGCUCGUUUCUUGAAAUUCAUUGAAUUUGGGUAACUGGAUUUGCGUUUUUUCAGAUGGGUGCGGCUUCUGUUGGGUACCCUUUUGGAAUCACAUCCCAUUGCCAUGGAAAGUUUGGGGCUUUUCCUCGCAAAGCGGGUUUCUUUGGCUCUAAUUUCCCACUGCAUGUGGAAUUUCCAGGACAUAAAUUGUACCCAAGUUCCGUUUUUGCCCCUGCAUCCAAGGAAUUUGCAAGUCGGAUAUGUUCUCUACCUGACGAUGAUGAGUGGUUCUUGGAAGAAGUCUUAACUCCAAUUCUUGAUUCAGUUGAAAAUCCUAUCCACCUGAAGAACUUGUCUGUUGAAGAACUGAAACAGUUAUCUGAUGAAAUCCGUUCAGAGUUAUCAUCUAUAAUGUUGAGAACACGAAAGUCUUUCAGAGCCAGUUUGGCAGUGGUGGAGUUGACGAUUGCAAUACACCGUGUUUUUCAUGCUCCCGUGGACAAGAUAAUUUGGGAUGUCGUGGAACAAACAUAUGCACAUAAAAUACUUACAGGAAGGCGGGGCCUCGUACAUACAGCUCGACGAAAUAAUGGUUUUUCUAGUCUCUCAUCUCGACCUGAGAGUGAAUAUGAUCCAUUCGGGCCAGGGCAUGGGUGCAGUAGCGUUUCUGCUGGACUGGGCAUGGCAGUUGCACGGGAUAUUAAGGGAAAGCGGGAACGUAUUGUUUCAGUAAUCAGCAAUGGGACAACGAUGGCCGGUCAGGUCUAUGAGGCAAUGGGUAAUGCAGGUUAUUUGGACUCAAAUAUGGUAGUUAUUUUAAAUGACAGCCGGCACUCUUUACACCCAAAGACUGAGGAGGGCCCAAAGACAGCUAUUAGUGCUCUGUCGAGUACCCUAAGCAAGCUCCAGUCAAGUAAAUCCUUUCGGAGGUUUAGAGAAGUUGCUAAGGGUGUUACUAAAAGAAUUGGAGGAGGCAUGCAUGAAUUGGCAGCUAAAGUUGAUGAGUAUGCACGUGGUAUGGUCGGUCCACUAGGAUCAACUCUUUUCGAAGAGCUCGGAUUGUAUUACAUUGGCCCUGUUGACGGACACAAUAUUGAAGACUUGAUUUGCGUUCUACAAGAAGUGGCAUCUCUGAAUUCAAUGGGUCCUGUUUUGGUUCAUGUGCUAACGGAAGAAAAUCGGGAAGGUGAAAACAACCCAAAGAGUGGGGUACAAGGUUUGAGUAAUUCUGAUGAUUUACCGUCCAAAAUUCGCCAUAGAACUUAUAGCGACUGCUUUGUGGAGGCUUUAGUGAUGGAGGCAGAGGAGGACAAAGAUAUUGUGACUGUUCAUGCAGGAAUGCAUAUGGAAACAGCAUUCCAACUGUUUCGUGAAAGAUUUCCUGACAAAUUUUUUGAUGUGGGAAUGGCUGAGCAACAUGCGGUUACUUUUUCUGCUGGUUUGGCAUGUGGAGGACUAAAGCCAUUUUGCAUUAUCCCGUCUGCAUUUCUACAAAGAGCUUAUGAUCAGGUAAUUCAUGACGUAGAUCGGCAAAGAAUUCCAGUGCGUUUUGUCAUUACAAGUGCAGGGUUGGUAGGAUCUGAUGGUCCCAUGCAGUGUGGAGCAUUUGAUAUAACAUUUAUGUCAUGCUUACCAAACAUGAUCGUCAUGGCACCAUCUGAUGAGAAUGAGCUUGCCAACAUGGUGGCCACUGCAGCCUACAUCGAUGAUCAUCCAGUUUGCUUCCGAUAUCCAAGGGGCGCCAUUGUUGGGAUGGACCAUUCCGUAUGCAGUGGAACCCCCAUUGAGAUUGGAAAAGGGAAAAUUCUUGCGGAGGGGAAAGAUGUGGCAUUGCUGGGAUACGGAUCAAUGGUUCAGAACUGCCUCAAGGCUCGGUCUCUUCUUUCAAUGCUGGGCGUUGAUGUAACAGUUGCUGAUGCAAGGUUCUGCAAGCCCUUAGAUGCCAAGCUUCUUAGGCAGCUUUGUCGGAACCAUUCAUAUCUGAUCACGGUUGAGGAAGGAUCUAUUGGAGGAUUUGGAUCCCAUGUUGCACAGUUCAUUUGUCUCGACGGACAGCUUGAUGGAAACAUCAAGUGGCGACCAAUUGUUUUACCGGACAACUACAUUGAGCAUGCAUCCCCAAAUGAGCAGCUAGCUAUUGCUGGACUAACCGGACACCACAUAGCAGCAACGGCGUUAACUCUGCUUGGCCGAACUCGUGAAGCCCUUCACUUAAUGUGCUAGGCAUCUGCUAUUCUCUGCCCUUUCACCGAGGCUACAUUUCUGAGCGGAAAAAUGAAUACAGAUCAAAGCUCAAGUAGCAUUAAUUCGACCGAAAGGCACCGAAAAUAUAACCUUAUCAAUUUGGAUAGAGGGUGCUUGCAUGCAAGUAUAUGAUCAUUAAUUUACAGCAGCACAAAGGAAAUUUUAAAAGUUAAAAGUUCUUCCGCCCUGCUAAAUAUUUUGACCAGAAAUUUAAAUUAUUUAAUACCAUGUUAUAUAUAGUGCAGUAAAUUAAAGAUUUGAAUUUACUUUUUAACA
Pyrus x bretschneideri (Chinese white pear) is the source of this 2744-nucleotide messenger RNA. RefSeq names its product probable 1-deoxy-D-xylulose-5-phosphate synthase, chloroplastic. Bases 300 to 2447 code for a protein of 715 amino acids. Lineage: Eukaryota; Viridiplantae; Streptophyta; Magnoliopsida; Rosales; Rosaceae. The transcript has 10 exons. Gene Ontology annotation, biological process: terpenoid biosynthetic process. Gene Ontology annotation, molecular function: 1-deoxy-D-xylulose-5-phosphate synthase activity. The record is from RefSeq and is a predicted model, not a curated record.